Messenger RNA from Protopterus annectens (West African lungfish), 2141 nucleotides. RefSeq names its product choline/ethanolamine phosphotransferase 1 (gene CEPT1). Gene Ontology annotation, cellular component: endoplasmic reticulum membrane; Golgi apparatus. The transcript has 8 exons. Gene Ontology annotation, molecular function: diacylglycerol cholinephosphotransferase activity; ethanolaminephosphotransferase activity. NCBI's taxonomy places the organism in Eukaryota, Metazoa, Chordata, Ceratodontiformes, Protopteridae. The coding region runs from base 334 to 1599 and encodes 421 amino acids. Gene Ontology annotation, biological process: phosphatidylethanolamine biosynthetic process. The record is from RefSeq and is a predicted model, not a curated record.
GUUUCCGGAGGUUAUACAGGCGUGUUGCAUUCUAAGUAUCCGGUUGGUUUCUGUGUUUUGUGACCUGUUAAAUAUUACCUUUCUGGCCUUCCACUCCUGUUGCUUUUUUGCAUUCUUAUUGGAGAGUGAUCGUUACUGCAUGUGAAUAAGGAAUCUGAUUCGACGAGUUUUUUGACAGUCGUCAGUUUACACUCGUGUGGACUUCGAGGUCUUGUCAAAGUGGUCCACCCAGAGCACCUUCCAAGGGUUUUGAUUUAUUUCCCUUCCGCGUUAAGCGUUGAAGACGAAACUUACCAUAAUUCAUUGUUUCAUAAAGCUUAAGUUGGGGUACAAAUGAGUAGUCAGCGUGGGUCAAGAAAAAGAAAUUACGAUGCACACACAGAGCCUAAUACAAGUUACCGAUCUGUCCCCGGGUCAGGAUGUGUUAUCAGCAAAUUGCUGCAGCUUCAAUCACCACCGUUGUCCCGGCACCAACUGAAACGACUGGAGGAGCACCGGUAUAACAGUGUUGGACGGUCCCUGCUAGAACCCCUUAUGCAAGGUUUCUGGGAAUGGUUAGUGGGAAGACUUCCUGUCUGGAUUGCUCCAAAUCUUAUCACCAUAGUUGGACUAGUCAUAAAUAUUUGCACGACUCUAAUAUUAGUGUAUUAUUGCCCUAGUGCAACAGAAGAGGCACCCAUGUGGGUAUACCUGAUAUGUGCCCUAGGUCUCUUCAUCUACCAGUCAUUGGAUGCAAUUGAUGGAAAGCAGGCACGAAGAACCAACAGCAGCUCUCCACUGGGGGAACUUUUUGAUCAUGGCUGUGAUUCGUUGUCUACCGUUUUCGUAGUCUUGGGGAUCUGCAUUGCUGUGCAGCUAGGGACAAAUCCUGACUGGAUGUUCUUCUGUUGUUUUGCUGGCAUGUUUAUGUUUUAUUGUGCUCACUGGCAGACCUACGUCUCUGGGAUACUGCGCUUUGGAUUAAUUGAUGUGACAGAAGUACAAAUCUUGAUAAUAUCUACGUAUUUGCUGGCCAUGAUUGGAGGAACAGAUUUGUGGGAGACCCGGGUUCCAGUGUUAAAUAUUCAAGCAAAGAUCAUCCCUGCUAUUUGUACUCUGGUUGGUUCGAUUUUCACUUGUGCAAAUUAUUUCCAAGUGAUCCUUACAGGAGGUGUUGGGAAGAAUGGUUCUACAAUUGCAGGAACAAGUGUUCUUUCACCAUUUCUACAUAUUGGAUCUUUAAUAAUAUUGGCCAUCAUGAUCUACAAGAAGUCUUCCGUUCAGAUUUUUGAAAAUCAUCCAUGUCUUUAUAUUCUUACUUUUGGAUGCGUUUCCGCAAAAAUAACAAACAAAUUGGUGGUUGCUCACAUGACAAAAAGUGAAAUGCAUUUGCACGAUUCUGCAUUCAUUGGACCUGGGCUUCUGUUUCUCAAUCAGUAUUUUAAUAGUUUUGUUGAUGAAUACAUUGUUCUCUGGAUUGCUUUGAUACUUUCAGUUUUUGACCUGUUCCGUUAUUGUGUCAGUGUCUGCAGUCAGAUAGCUUCCCACCUUCAUAUUCAUGUAUUCAAAAUCAACACGGAUGCAGCACACUUCACUGUGCAAGGACAAAAUCACCAUUGAUGAAUGAUUUAACUGUUGUCAUGAUGAACAUAACAAGAUGAAAGAAGUUUGGACAAGAAAGUGAACAUUUCCUCAAGAAGAGCAAAAGAAGAAAAACAUAAUAAAUGGAAAAUAUAUUAAGUUAUGUUAAUCAAUGCUAUGUAGUUUUUUUCACAGCCUUGGUUUGUGGUGAAACCAGCACUCCUGAAACAACUGUUUACAAUGGAGCUUGUUUUUUUUUUUUUGUUUUUUGCCCUUUUCAGUACUUCACUUAUCAGUACUAAUUAUUUUAACUGGAUCAUUUAUUUGCAGGAUCUGAGCAUGUCAAAGAAUUGUUUUACUUCCUAAUGUGACAGAAUUGUGGUAAGACCUAAGUAAAUUCAGCCAUACAGAUGCUUUUAAUGCUUUUGUCAGAACUAUUGUUUUCUGUUUUAUGAACUGGUGAUUUGAAUUUCAGUUGAGGUGACCUGUUGUAACUGGUAUGAAUGUGUUAGUUUCAGUGACUUUUGUUAAUUACAGGCUUAUUUUUCAACCCAAGGUUUUAAAUCAUUUUUUUAAUACUC